AUGUUACCCCUCCCGCUACCAGCGUUCGACGGCCAGCCAGUGUGCGUGCGGCGUCCGGCGGCACUAGACGCGAAAAAGCUGCAAAAGCUUGCAAAAUUACAUCGUCUCCCUAAAGAAAUCAAAGCUCAAUUAGAAGUUAGCUUGUCGUCAAAACAGCCGCACAAGCAGCAAAAACAAGGUGUUCCCAAGCCACAGCCAUCAACGAGCGGCUGUCAGAAAAACAAGCGAAAGAAGAAACCAGUGUUGGAGUCUGAAUCAUCUUCUGAUAAAGAUACCAUAUCUUUAUCUAGUGAAUGUAGUGACUGUUCUUCAACCUAA
Molecule: messenger RNA, 318 nt
Organism: Parnassius apollo (apollo)
Lineage: Eukaryota; Metazoa; Arthropoda; Insecta; Lepidoptera; Papilionidae
Source: the annotation of a GenBank genome assembly